Panicum hallii is the source of this 917-nucleotide messenger RNA. RefSeq lists its product as uncharacterized. The transcript is spliced from 3 exons. Lineage: Eukaryota; Viridiplantae; Streptophyta; Magnoliopsida; Poales; Poaceae. The record is from RefSeq and is a predicted model, not a curated record. Bases 1 to 765 code for a protein of 254 amino acids.
AUGAUCAACACAUCAAAUAAAUACACCGUCUGGUCGAAACCCUACACCCGCAGUCUCCUUCCACCGACCUUUCCGCCGAGCCCUGCACCUCCUCCUCUGCGUCGCAGCCCCCAUACCUCGUCUCCCUCUCCCUCCCCCGCUCCACGCCGGCACACCCUCCUCGCCCAUCUCCGCUCCGAGAUCCACGUCCUCGCGGCUGCGUGUCUCCACUCCUCGACCUCCAUCCUUUGCGCCCGCUCCCCGCCUCGUCCCCUUCCGUAUCCCUCUCUCCCUCCCGGCCACCCCUCCUUAGUUCUGCGAGAUGCUUCCCUCAAGUCCGCAGCGGGUCCCUUGCAGCGGGCUCCACGCCGGACGGGCUGGAGCUGCUGCUCGCAGUCGUACGUUGCGCCUCCCAGGGUGAGUGGUAAACCAGCUCCGCGCGUCGCGGCCGGAAGGAUCUCGGCUCGGAACUGGCUGCGCGGCGGCCACGACAGCUCGUGGGCUUCGGUGCCCUGGGCGUGUGCUCUCCUCGUCGCUGAGCCCUCCCUGAUCUGUCCCGGCCACGACAGCUGCAAGGUUCAGGAGGUCGUGCCUGCGUGCCGCUGCGAGUGCAGCACGGUCGCAGCUCUUGCUGUCGCUCCUCAGAGCAUCUGCAAAGAGGUGCACACAUCCGCAUCUGUUGUUUGCCGAUUGAUGUUUAUUGAUGACAACUUACAAGGUCCAAGGGAGGGCAUGCCUUGUUUCCACUGCUGGAUUGGCUUAUGUGCCAUGGUCCAUUGCUUUUAAUGCAAGAUCAAAAUAUGUAUGUAAUAUGCUAUUUUGAUGUGCUUCUGAAUGUAAACUUGAGAUAUUGUAUCUGAUUUGAUGUUGUAAUUAUGGUAAUGGGCUGUUUUUUGGCUGAAAUGACUAUUAUGCUAAAUGGGUUGAAAGACUUACUA